CCCCUCGAUCCUCAUACCUCUUCAUCAGUUAUAUUUCGUGAAUUGAAGAAGUCUAUUGCGACUGCAAUUUUUUGUAACCGUCGCGAAAUUUAUCCAAAUAUCGAAUAUUGUUCAAUUCUAUUACCAGUUUCUUAGUAAAAUUAUUGUAGUCUAAUAUGGCAGACAAGAAAGUGACACCUCCCCUCGGAGCCUACCCGCAGCCGCAGCCCCCGCAGGGGCCGUUCCUUCCCGCGCCGCCGCAUCAGGCAGCUCCGCAGUAUGGAGUGGCGGGUGGAUCGCCGUACGGCGUGGCCUUCGGCGGCGCCGGAGCGGGCGCGGGCGGCAUGUACGCUCCGCCACCCUACGAGCAGCUGCAGCACCACCAGGGCAUCCCGGGGUUGGGGCAGCAGCUGCCCGUUUACUCGGGCGCAGCGGCCAUGUACGCGGCCGCCGCCGCCGGUUACCCGGGCUACAUCGGCUACCCCGUACAGUACUACCCCUACUAUCCCAUGCAGCCCUCGAUCCAGCCGCUUAGACCGACCAUCAUGAUCCCGAACGGGUUCGAGGCUGGAGGUCGCUUCGAAGGCUUGGCGCAGACGCUGCUGCCCCCCGCGCCCCCUGCCGUGCCCCCCUCGCCCGCGCACCUCGCCGCCAUUCAGCCCCAUCAAGUGCUAUGGCGUUAGGUAAGAGCGCGGCCGGAACCGACGGCGCCGACUCAGCACAAUCUCGUAUAAAUUAAGAAGGACUAUAGUUUAGCAAUAAAUAAUAUUAAUUGAUCUCCGCCACUUUCGGUCGGUUGUGACUAAAUUCUCGUCAGAAUCUGACUACUUGCCCGUGUCGUGCCCGUCACUGACCCGAAACCGAAGUCUACGAACAGUAUUUAGCUUCACCUCAAAAAACCUUUUUUUUUUCUCAAGUUUUGUCGAAUAUCUGUACGAACGAGCUAAUCACUGCGACAUUUAAACGAGAGUCCUUAUACGAGAUUUUAAUGAAAAGAGUAUUAUAUUUUGAAUGAAAAAUGAUUGAAAACAUUUAAGGAAUGCGCUUGACGUCGGUUUGAUCAGCUUAGCCCGAUAUUUGACUGUGAUGUGUUUUACUUUGCACGUCUAUUCGUCACUCGACUCGUGUCGCACUUUUUGCUGAAUUAUUUAACAUCGAAAUCUGACAUGUCUCCUGUGACGAAUAGUACGAAAGAUGAGUGAAGCUCGGGUAAAGAUAGUAUUACUCGGGCUCGCGAUAGUAUUAAGCGGGCUCGUUCCGCUGAAACUAGUUGUAAGCGCGGGUUUGAGUGCUAUUUGUGAAUAAAAUCUCUUUUAAUGUUUUCUUACUCCUCCGAUUUACUAAACAAAAGUUAUUUUUUGUAAAUACUUUGUCUCCAGUGAUUCGGAAUACUGUUUCUUUUAAGACACUAGAGAAACGAACGAAGAACACAAAAGCCCGCGCAACCUUUAGUGAUAUAAAAUGAUAACACAGGUUGUGCGUGACGCGAGCGGUGUGCGAGUGAGAGGGUGAUAUUGUUUCCAUCUCGUUUUGUUUAAUAUCAUACGUCUGUUUCGUUAAAAAAUGUUGUUAAUAUUUGUCUGGUACUAGUAUAUGUAUAGUAUUGGACAAUAUCGUUCGGUCCUAGCCUAAAAGUUACGAUAAAGCGUUGGCCCCCAUUGUUAGAAAAAACCUAUCUUCUUUAGAUGCCAUUAAUCUCAAGUAUUGUGUAAUGUAAAGUAAUAAAAGUGGGGCACAGUGGUAUGGGUGCGAUGGUUGAUGAAAUUUUGAAUCUCAAAUGUAUUAGCUGAUUAGCUGAAAAAGCUUCUGAGAAGUCGUAUUUUGUUUAUCAAAUAUUUAAAAUAAAAGUUCACAGUUUAAAGCAGCAAUUCGCCCUCCGAGGCACUAACAAAGUAUUGACUAAAUUAUUUUGACUUCAGCAAUUGAAUAAUAUUGAUGGAACCCGAGCCAAGGAAAACUAUUCCAGUGUUUGUUUCAGUCACAAAUGGUUUACAAGGUGUGUCUCGAGGGAUGUUUACAAUUAUCGCUAUUUGCAUUGAUGCAAUAUAAAUAGCCAUUAUUGGUAACAUUCCUUGAAUGUGGAAUUAUUAGUAAAACAAUUUUUUCACUUACUAUUAUGAAAGUCUACGCAGCUUAUGCAAAAUGUAUUAAUUUAUUUUAAAUGGCAAAGUUGUUUUACUGGUCAUAAAUUAAAUUUGCAAUAAAGUAAGUGACAGCUUUUUAAUAUUUAAUUUUUACUCGUGUAUUUUAUAUUGAUUUUUGUUGAUCAUGAUUUUUCGUUGAAGCCGUUAUACUUAAAAUGGAAAAGGUAUAACGAUUAAUGAAAAUAAAAGUAUGUAGAUCUGAGAAAUGUUUUUUAAAAAGGCAUUUAAUAUUAACUCCUCGCGUUACCGCCCAUUUCUGUUUCAAUUAACGGAUGACGUCUUAGUAUAAUAAACGUUCACUUAGAACUUACCGAUUCGUUAUCCGUUCGUUAAAUCGAGAAUGAGGCAUAUGCAAUCCCACAUUGCCGGGACCAUAGUUUAAUUCAAUGUUCAAAACCCAGGGAUGAAUUAUUUUCUCUUAAUUGAUGAAUCUCUUAUAUUUUCAAUGCAAUUCAAUUAGUUUAUCUACAUAUAAACACAAUAAAAUGAAUCUAGACCAGCAUGAAUUAAAAAUAUGAUUUUUUUUAAAUAAAGACGGAUUUGUAUGUAGAUAAAUAAUCGAAUGUGAGAAAUAGUUAAUUUGAAGCGAGUAAGUGAAAGUGGGUUUUGCUCAAUCUUGUAUCGACUUGAAAGUCACGUGCAAUAUAUAGCAUAAUUAUUAUUUUGUUUCCAAUAAAAUUAUAAAAAUACA
Molecule: messenger RNA, 2814 nt
Organism: Pieris napi
Lineage: Eukaryota; Metazoa; Arthropoda; Insecta; Lepidoptera; Pieridae
Product: splicing factor 3B subunit 4-like
Exons: 5
Coding region: 156-662 (168 amino acids)
Source: RefSeq, a predicted model, not a curated record